GUUCACACAAUGAUGAUGCCCACCCUCAUCCUCUUGAAAGUACUGACUUUCAGUCUUCUCGCUGUCGGAGCACCUUUAUCAUCGAGUUUCUCCCUUUCCCUUACGGGUCUGGUCCAAGACAAACCGAAGUUGAUAUUCGAUGCCCACGGAAAAUUCAAGGUGGUUUCAUUCUCGGAUAUGCAUAUGGGUGAAGGAGAAGAAGUCGCAAAACCACAAGAUUGGGGCCCUCAGCAAGACGUCAAUACAUCCAUUGUUCACGCAAAUGUGCUGGAUCACGAAAAGCCAAGAUAUGUAGUGUUCAAUGGAGACCUUGUCACUGGAGAGAACACAUUCAAAGAAAAUGCAACCAAGUACCUGGACAUUGUGUUUGCCCCGACAGUAGAGCGAAAUAUCCCAUUUUCCUCAACACAUGGUAAUCAUGAUAACGCAGAUCAUGUCAACCACCAAGAGGAGAUUGAAUACGAGCAAAAGCACUAUGGAAACACACUGUCGUAUACUCGGUCUGAUGUUGGCCCCAAGCCAUAUGGCUCGGGUAACUAUUGGGUUCCUGUCUAUGGUAGCCCGCGAGAUGUGGUCCCUGCAGUGAUCAUGUGGUUCUUCGAUUCACGUUCGUUUGUGCCUGGUGACCCACAAGGGACAGGAUCAGGAAAAGUACCUGAUGCUGCCAACUACUACUGGGUAGAUGAGAAUUCUGUGCCGCCAUAUAUCGAGCGGCAAAUGCAACUGAUGCAAUGUGUGCUUAGUGGGGUGAAAUUCCACCUUCUCUUAUAUUUGUCCACAUACCGGCGAGCUGUCCAAAAAGCACAAAUUCUUGCUACCCUCCCUGCUCUCGGGGAUCACGACGAUGAGCCAGAUCCAGCCUCGCAAGGCUUCUUGAACGGCACAUAUACCGGGUUGGACCUUCCAUUUUGGCGCGCUCUCAUUUCGUUAAACGGCGGUCCGUAUGGAGGACGAGUACUGGGCAUGACUUCUGGACAUGACCACGGAGAGUCAUGGUGCGCCAGAAGCACUACCUCGUCAGGGAUACCCAUUUGCUUCAAUGGUCAUUCUGGUUAUGGUGGAUAUGCGACAGAACAUAGCCAAGUACGAAAUGGACGAGUGUUUGAAUUAGAUCUGGCGCAUUUACGGGGAAAGGUGCUGACUGUAAGAACGUGGAAUUCUUACGAGAACAAGACCACAGGUGAAGAGGUUGUCCUUGGUCCCGACUACAUGAAGGACCGAAAUUCGGCCGAAAAGUUCACCAAAAAAAGUCUUGACUCGACCAUAAUGGAUGAGCGACUUGCAAGGGUCGUGUCGAGGCUCCAAAAUCUUCCUUCGAUAGCCCUUCCGACAGACUAUCCACGGGCUACAACCCAGAACAAACUCAUCGAGGCAGCACACCUCGCUGACUUGUCUGAUCAAACAUCGCUUGCUCUCCUCAAACUUGCUCUCUACAAUGAGGGUGAUGGCAACGAUGAAGACGAACCCCACACCCCCUCUGCUUUCCACCUUCUACUUGCCGCAUUCACCGUCCUUUUGCAUCGAUAUACAGGCGAUACCGACGUCGUUAUAGGCUCAUCUUCGUCCACUACUCCCGAUCCUCUUGUUCUCCGCCUCACAGUCGACCCCACCGACCCGUACUGGUCAAUUGUCAGAAGGGUUCAGCAGAUUGAGCAGGAAGCUGAUGCAGAUGUGGUACCUUUUGAACUCAUAACGAGGGAGGUCAACAAGGGAAAGGACGAGUCUAUGAUUGCGCCCCUUUUCCGCGUUCGGUUUUUCGACGAAACAGACCAGCCAACGGAAAACUUCAUUCGCACAACAAGUUUGACCUCAGACCUCACGGUCUUUGUCACCCGGCCAGCAGCUUCAUCCAGAGCAUCCCUCGUACCUCGAAUAUCACUUCGUAUCAUCUACAACUCUCUCCUCUUCGCCCCCACUCGGAUUGUUUCCAUUGUCGACCAACUUUCCGCUUUGCUUCGCAAAGUAGCAACCUCCCCACUUUCACCUGUCGGGUCUAUCCCGUUACUCACCCCUUCCCAACGAGAAGCACUCCCUGAUCCUGUUGCCGACUUGGACUGGUGUGGUUGGAAAGGCGCCAUUACCGACGUCUUUUCUCGCAACGCCAUCCAAUGGCCUGAACGACCUUGCGUUGUUCAAAGCAUUCCAGCAUCUUCGCCUUCUAUCCCUCAGGUGAAAGUCACCUUUUCGUACGCCGCCAUCCGCAAUGCCGCAAACAUCCUGGCGCACCAUCUAAUCAAGGGCGGUGUUCAACGUGAAGAGGUGGUCAUGGUCUACGCUCAUCGAAGCGUCGACCUUGUCGUUGCUGUCAUGGCCGUCCUCAAGGCUGGAGCAACAUUUUCCGUUAUCGACCCUGCGUACCCUGCUGCAAGGCAAAUACUUUAUCUACAAGUGGCUCAACCACGAGGGCUAGUUGUUUUGAAAGGUGCAGGAACUAUUCAUCCCACUGUGCGAGAAUACCUUGCAACGGACCUCAAAAUCAGGAUCGACGUGCCUGCGGUCGAAGUUUUAUCCACUGGUGAAAUCUUCGGAGGGUCAAAUGCGGAGGGAGAAGAUGUCCUCAAGUCGCUGUCCCAUUUGGGUGGGACAGACCCAAAUGUCACUCUUGGUCCGGACAGCAUUGGGACUCUUUCAUUCACGACUGGAAGUACAGGCAUUCCUAAAGGUGUCAAAGGACGUCAUUUCAGUUUGACGCAUUUCUUUCCUUGGAUGGGCGAGCGCUUUGGCUUAGGCGAACAUUCGAAAUUCACCAUGCUGAGUGGAAUAGCACACGAUCCCAUCCAACGCGAUAUGUUUACUCCGCUAUUCUUUGGUGCUCAGUUGCAUGUCCCGACCGCAGAUGAUAUUGGUAUCCCUGGCCGACUGGCUGAGUGGAUGGCCGACAGUGAGGUUACGAUUACUCAUCUGACUCCUGCAAUGGGACAACUUCUCUCCGCCGAAGCGACACGGCAAAUCCCGAGCCUUCUCAACGCAUUCUUUGUGGGCGACAUCCUUACCAAACGCGACUGUCUUCGACUCCAAGCGCUUGCUGCCAAUGUUCGCAUCAUCAACAUGUACGGUACAACUGAAACACAACGAGCUGUUUCAUACUUUGCUAUCCCACCCGUUAGCGAAGACCCAACCUUCCUUGCGACACAGAAAGAUAUUAUGCCCGCUGGUUCAGGCAUGACUGAUGUCCAACUCUUGGUUGUCAAUCGAAAUGACCGGACUGUUCCUUGUGCGGUUGGCGAGGUUGGCGAGAUUUACGUUCGCUCUGGAGGCCUGGCAGAAGGCUAUCUCGACACAACGGCAAGUGCGGAAAAGUUUGUUGACAAUUGGUUCGCAGUAGGAGCUCCUGCCCGCAAGGAUACCAUUCGUCACCCUUCAGCCAAUGGACUUGCGGGGCCAGAAGCCCGACAUUGGAAGGGGAUUCGAGACAGGAUGUACCGCUCUGGAGACCUGGGUCGUUAUUUACCAAAUGGUAUUGUUGAAUGCACUGGACGGGCUGACGAUCAAGUCAAGAUUCGUGGGUUCAGGAUUGAACUGGGCGAAAUUGACACCCAUUUGAGCCAACACCCGCUGGUCAGAGAGAACGUCACUCUUGUGCGACGAGACAAAGACGAAGAAAAGAUCUUGGUCAGUUAUUUCGUCCCGCUCGACGGACCAUCACUAGGCGAAUAUGCAAGCGAGGUCACAGAUGGAGAGGAGGACAAGGAGCUUGCCAGGGGAAUCAAGAAAUACAGAAGGUUGAUCAAGGAUAUUCGGGAGCAUCUCAAAAAGAAGUUGCCAAGUUACAGUGUGCCUACAUUAUUUGUUCCCCUAGGCCGAAUGCCGCUCAAUCCAAAUGGCAAGAUCGACAAGCCAGCCCUACCUUUCCCUGAUACCGUCCAAGCCGUGACGAACGUUCCAGCAGCAGCCCGCAAAGGCAGUGUUACGGAGGACACCAUCCGCCAAAUUUGGAGCUCUUUGCUGCCAAACGCUCCCCAACCUAUUCCCGCCGACGAAAGUUUCUUCGACUUGGGUGGACAUUCAAUCCUUGCAACUAGGCUCAUUUUUGAAAUCCGCAAGACAUUUGUCAUCGAUGCUCCGCUCGGGCUCGUGUUUGACCGACCUACAAUCACUGGUCUGGUUGAAGCGGUAGAUUCUCUGCGGAAUGCCGAUUUAGGGCUGGAGUACAAAUCUUCCGAGCCAACUGCGACGGUUAGUGCUGCUCAAGAGUUGCUGGAGUAUGGCGAUGAUUUGGAGAAAUUACUUCCUCACCUGCAGGACUCGUAUGCUGGACUUCCAUCAGAUUUUGAGACCAAAUCUUUGACCGUGUUCUUGACUGGUGCAACGGGCUUCCUGGGAGCCUUUAUUUUGCGAGACUUGCUCAACCGAGACAAGCGCAUCGGCAAAGUCAUUUGCCUUGUGCGAGCGAAGAUACCCGAAGCUGGGCUAGAACGAUUGCGCUCUGGGUCCACAGAUCGUGGAGUAUGGAAUGAGCAAUGGGUGAUCAGUAGACGAUUGGAGGUUGUCUGUGGUGAUCUGGCUGUGGAGAUGUUUGGGUUGGGAAAAGAGCACUGGAACCGUGUUGCAGAGGAGGCAGACGUUGUUAUCCACAACGGUGCUCUUGUAGGUGUUGGCUCACCCAAGAAAAUGACGUUAACAAUUCCACAGGUUCAUUGGGUUUACCCCUACGACAAGUUACGAUCAGCAAACGUUCUUUCAACGUUGACUGCGAUCGACUUGGUGUCCGAGAGGAAGCAGAAACUGCUUGUUUUUGUAUCCUCAACGUCGGCCGUGGAUUCCCUGCACUAUGUGCAAUUGGCAGACUCGUUACUAAGUAGUCAGACCAAACGAGGUAUUCCGGAGGACGAUGACCUCGAAGGAGCUCGGACAACGCUCAAAACGGGUUACGGUCAGACAAAAUGGGUUUCUGAGAAACUUCUAUUUGAAGCUGGUCGAAGAGGCCUACGUGGGCACAUUAUACGGCCGGGAUAUGUUGUCGGUGAUUCCAAGACGGCUGUGACUAACACAGACGAUUUCAUUUGGCGACUCGUAAAGGGCUGCAUCCAGCUUGGAUUAGUUCCUGAUAUCAACAACACAGUCAACAUGGUGCCUGUGGACCAUGUCGCCCUUUGCACAACCCUCGCUGGCAUUUCUCCGCUUGCUGGGGCACCUAUGUCGGUUUUGCAUAUUACCGCCCAACCAUUACCCACCUACAAUGACCUUUUGAUUCCGCUAGCUCAAUACGGCUUCGAGACCACCCAAUGCGAGUAUCUUGUCUGGCGACGACGACUCGAGCAACAUGUCUUGGAAACUCAGGAUAAUGCGUUGUUCCCAUUGCUCCAUUUCGUCCUCGACGACCUCCCAACAAGCAGCAAGUCGCCACAGCUCGAUGAUAGCAACACUGUGGCUUUGUUGUCGGCUGCGAAGGCGGCGACCGAAAGCACAGUGUCGGAUAACUUGAUAGGGCUGUAUCUAUCGUGGCUGGUUGCUGCUGACUUUUUACCGAGUCCAACGGCGCUAGAAAAAGCAAGGGUACUACCUGUUCUCAGUGGAGGAGUUGUGAAAGCUGCGGGACGUAGUGGUAAUUAG
Mycena indigotica is the source of this 5553-nucleotide messenger RNA. RefSeq names its product Alpha-aminoadipate reductase Lys1p. The coding region runs from base 10 to 5553 and encodes 1847 amino acids. Lineage: Eukaryota; Fungi; Basidiomycota; Agaricomycetes; Agaricales; Mycenaceae. The transcript is spliced from 18 exons. Gene Ontology annotation, molecular function: hydrolase activity; L-aminoadipate-semialdehyde dehydrogenase [NAD(P)+] activity; phosphopantetheine binding. The record is from RefSeq and is a predicted model, not a curated record. Gene Ontology annotation, biological process: L-lysine biosynthetic process.